Messenger RNA from Melampsora larici-populina 98AG31, 1734 nucleotides. RefSeq lists its product as uncharacterized. Lineage: Eukaryota; Fungi; Basidiomycota; Pucciniomycetes; Pucciniales; Melampsoraceae. The transcript has 6 exons. Bases 1 to 1734 code for a protein of 577 amino acids. The record is from RefSeq and is a predicted model, not a curated record.
AUGCCCUCCUACACCCGUUAUCGCGCUCGUGGUGGUGGUGCUCCACCCGCUACCGCACCAGGUCUGGCACAGCCAAGUGCUAGGAACUUGCGAUCAAUUCAUACAGUCUCUUUCGACUCGACCUCCUUGACUCCAACCUCUCACGCUGGACGAAAAAGCAGGCAGAUGGUAAAGCCAUCGAUGUCGAACUCAAACUCGAAUACACGCAAACAAAUUCGCCGUUCGAAUCAAGACGCAGAUGAUACUAGCGAUGAGGAAUAUCAUACUGAAGACGAAGACACCUCUGAAGAAGACUCACAUCAAAAUGAUUCGGACCCCGACAUUCAACUUCAACUCCAACCCACUUGUUCCAGCACCGAUAUUCAACCUACCGAUGACGAUGAAGAAGUUGAAGAUGAUGACCUCAUGCGACGUCUUGACAAUCAGUUUCAGCCCAUACCCGGACCAACAAAUCGGCGAGCUUCUAAUCGUAUCGAGAGACAAGGUCUUGCACGAACUACUGGCCCAAACCAACAAGAACAAGCCCCUACUGAUGGAGAACAAGUCAUAAUAUUACCGACUCUCAAUAAUUAUAAGUCCAAACUGGACAAAUGGCCACCCCAUUGUAUAGCUGUACAUGAACAAUCACAGAUCAAAAAGGGUACAGCAAAGGCUAUGCUUGCACUAAUGGGAAACAUCAGUAAAUUUACCCUUGAAAAAGAACUAGGUGAACUUGGUGGAAGACGAAAAACUGGAGGUUAUCAAUUAUGGAAAAGGUACAGUAAGGAGAUAGAUAACCAUCCAAUGCCACCUAAAGGAGUCAAAGGGAUUCUUGCCAAAAGAAACCGUGACCUUGGGAAGAUCUGGACAGCCCUUCCGGACAAACAACAUGGAAUUUUUCAUCCCUCAAUCUUUUACCGUCUUUCUGGUCUCACUCCCCCUCCUAAAGAAAAUUCCAACGACGAAGAAGAAGAUGAAGACGUGUUUCCUCUCAAUGCCACAGAGCUAGCUGAUGCUCAAGUUUUGUACAACGAGGUUGUAAAUAAAGCAAAGGUGGCCAAGGAUUUCGCAAAGGCUGCAGCUGGCAUACCUCAAGGACCCAGCUUACCCGAUUACAACCAUCAAUCACUCAAAUGUAUAGAGCGUCUUCACACUCAGUUCACCACACACAAGGAAAUGGCACUAUAUGUCAAUAAGAAAAGUAAUUUCGCCACGGUUUUUGGAGCACGAGCUCAGGGACUUUCGGUUUCGGAGGUGGUAGCUCAAACCAUCGGAGGAAAUGUGAUGAUGUCCAGCGAAAAGGCCAGGAAAACCAACCCUGGUGAUAAGGUCAAGGGCGACCUUGCUUUAUUGCUACGAGCCAUGUUCAGUGCGCUGACUGGGAAAGAAAAAGGCUUUCCACGUUGUCCUGACCCAGAAUCUCUCUUACUUUACACUUACAACAUCAAAGUAGUCCAAAUGCCCGGUUCAACCCUGCCAAAAGAUGUUUUGAAGCUAGGUUUUAAUGGAAUGAACAGCCGUAGGAGUCUGUGGCUUAGUGAUGUACAGAAGAAUCUAUUCAGAUUGGAAAAGGUGACACCUAACUCAGAUGUCGCAGAUUCAGACACCAGAGGUAACCAGUUGAAUGAGGAUCUUGAUUUUCAAGUUACGAUGACCCAGGACAAUGACAAUGACAAUGAUCUUGAACAUGAUAUGAUGGAGGCUUUUGAGGAGGAGGAGUGGAAUGGCUUCGGUGAUAUCGACAUGGAUGAAUGA